UCUGCUGUGUCAGUGGAGGCUGCGACUCGAGACUGAGCGCCAUUUCUCAACCUGUGGCUCCAGUCGGUGACACCUGAGGAGGGGGAGAGGAGAUGAGUCCCAGUUAGAAGGCUCGUGUGUGUGUGUCGUGUGCGCACCGUCAGGUUCCCUGCUGCCGGAGAGUUCGAGCCCCUGCCACGUUGCCGUGCAGAUGGAGCUGAGCAGGAGGAAAGUGCCUCUAUAUGGCCAGGCGAAAGUUUUUGCAUUGCUGGAGGGCUUAGACUCCGUGCCGUUGGACGCAGAGGUCUACGUCGUGUUGGAAGGAUCCACGCUGGUCCAUGUCACCAGGGCCCAGAGUGACGUCAUGCUCUGCUUCAUAGUGCCUGGUCAUAACCUGGCGGAGAUGGUCUCCGUCCAGGCCUACCUGUGCUCUGAAACCACACCCCUCACCUGGGUGGGUGGAGCUUCACUGGAGUACGUCCAAGACGAUGCUCAGGACCUCGCGGAGCACCUGGUAACGCACGGACAUUGUCUGAGCUCCGCAGAUCACAAGGAGCUGAGAAGCCUCUUCAAUGUGGGCCAGGAGAGUUCUCGCUGGGCUACGGAUCGAUGCGUGGCCCUGGCCAUGGCCAACCUGGACAUCCCUCGGAACUGGAAUGUACUGGGAGGCCACGGUGGAGACGAGCCCCGUCCCAGGGAGUCGCCCCUGCACCUGGCCGUGCGGUGGGGUCUGUGCAGGCUGGCCGAGCUGUUGCUCUGCCAGCCGGGGGGUUUGAUGGCUGUCAGUCUGCCCAACGAAGAGGGGGUCACGCCGCUGCAGCUGGCACAGACGGCGGGCAACACUGACCUCCUGGUGCUGCUCACACACCCACCCAACCCUCUGGCCACGCCUCCGGCAGGUCUGUCCCAGGUGUGGGCGGACCGGUCCCGCUUGCUGAGGUACUGUCACGACACGGGGAACCUGACUCUGACCGUUCGGCAAAACCUGCGGUGGAGCUCGGAGGAGGGCCGGCACGCUGACGUCCUGCUCCUCAGAGGCCGGCUCAGAGAUGAGGACUUCCUCGGAGAGAUCAAAGCGCUCAGGAGGGAGCGGGUGGAGACCAUCUUAGGGAAGGAAGAACUGGUGGAUGAUCCUUCAGAGAACGCACUGUGUCCUGGUAUCAAUGGAGGAAACUCUGCUGCGGGGGAAAAUGACUAUGAGGAGCCGCUGAUGUUUCGCCUGAACGAGAGGGACGGAGAGGACGAUCCAUCACAGCCCGACUCUGAGAAAAGCCAGUCCGCGAGGGAGAACCAGGGCUUGUCCCCAACUCUGGCUGCAGCGGCCAGACUGUCAGCGAUGAUACACGGCAAAGACCGUGUUUAUGCCAACACCAUGCUGGUGGACCAGGUGGAAGACGCUGACAUCAGAUACCGCUCUCCAGGGGAGGAGGAGGAAGCGAGCCCCGUGCCCCAUGUAGGCAGCCAGCGCUGGGACUCCUUCUCCACGACUCCCCCUGACUCGGGGAGCUGCUCCCAGCACCGGCUUACAUCCUCGCCCCGCGAUGAGAAGAGGGGAAUCCAAGCCCCCAGCCUGGAGAAUCCCAGGGAGCCAUCGCCUUGCACCUCUCCCCAUUCUCCCAUGGCUACCUCCCCGUCUUUUCCUUCGUCCCCCCUGGCUUCCGCCUUUCGUUUGUUCGAAGGAGUGCAGAGGCGUCAGAGGCAGUCGUGCCUGCCAGCUUCUCCUGCUUUGAAUCGCAGAGGAUGCAGCUUGACUGAGCCAAGCCGGGGCCUGAGUCCGAGUCUUGAGUGUGACAGUGGGGAAGAGGACAUACUGGGACAUUCCUACCCCUGCUCAUCUUCAAAGCAGCGGUCCUUCCUGCGCUCCAGCUCGGGAGAGGAGAGGGACUGUUUCAACGCGUCACCGGACUUCAACAGCGCAAACUCCAACAGCACACAGGCGUCCACCAAGCACCCAGAGGAGGCCGAGGUCCGCCUGCGCUCCUACUCGUACUCCUCCCCCAAAGCAAAGCCGUCACGGCCGCUGCUAAACCGAGAGGCAGCCAUCACUGACCUGGCAGAAGAUGGUGCAUUCAGCAGCAGUGGUCGUUCUCUACUUCAGACUUUAUCUCUCUCUAAAUCCCUCUCUCGUCUCAACCAAGUCAAGCAGAGAGCAUUCAGCCUGACAGAGACGCCCCGGGAAAAGAGGGUUUUGGGUUUCCGUAAGCGGGCCCAGUCAGCAGAGGAGGAGAGCAGCGCAUCACUCCAACACCUCACCCUCACAGAGUUCCUCAAAGAGAUCGAGGAUGAGGAGUGGGAUAAAUACAUAAUCCCGUCUAAGACCGAGUCGGAGAAGUACAAAGUCAGCCGGACCUUCAGCUUCCUCAAGAGCAGGAUGUCCAGCACCCGCAACAAGACCAAGGUGAAGGGGAAGGAGGUGAAGGAGGGAAAGGAGAAGUCAGGAGCGGCGAACGGACACCAGUUUGUUCCCGUGUCUCCGUCUGGCCCGGCUCUCUGUGUGGCCUGUGAUAAGUCUGUUUCUGGGAAGGAGCUGCUGCAGUGCUCCAACUGUUUCCUGAAUGUCCAUAAAAACUGCCGAGAGUCUGCUGCAGCCUGUGGAAAGAAGCUGCAGGAGAGGAAUGCGUUGCUGGUGAAGAGCAAGACCUCGUCUCUCCCACCGAACUCCGUGAAAGACAACUCCGUCUUCUCGCCUUCCUCCUCCGCUUCGCUGCCAACGAUGAGCAGAGAGAAGAGAGAAACAGUCGCCCCUCUCACCAAAAGCCUCUCCAUCUCCAUCGACAGCAGACGGCCGAGUGACUCGGCGGGGGCGGACAGAGAGUGCAGCGAGGCAACGUGUACUAGCAGCUUAUUGUCCGACGAGGGAACACCGGUCGCAGCGACUCCCCCGUCCACCGACCCGCCAAUCACCACACAGGAUGCUGUUGACGCUCCUCUGCUGAGCGACUUGUCCGCCGACCUGCUGGGACUCGAUGUGGAGUCGUGGAGUCUGGCGGUGGGUCCGGACUUCUGUAGACAACACGACAGACACACCGUCAAGCGACAGGAUGUCAUUUAUGAGCUGAUGCAGACGGAGCUGCACCACAUUCAAACCCUGACAGUCAUGUCGGAGGUGUUCAGGAGAGGGAUGCUGGAGGAGCUGCAGCUGGACUGGGACUGUGUGGCCCGAAUCUUCCCGUGCUUGGAUCCCCUGCUGCUCUUCCACAGGAACCUCUUCGGAGCGCUGCAGGAACGCCGACAGGCCGCAGCCCAACCGGAGAACCCCCGCUAUUAUCUCAUCCAUCAGAUCGGGGACAUACUGCUUCAGCAGUUCUCAGAUGAAAAUGCUGAGAAGAUGAAGCAGGUGUACGGUGACUUCUGCAGUCACCACACGGAGGCUGUCAAUGUCUUCAAAGAGCUGCAGCAACAGAACAAGAAGCUCCAAAACUUUGUCAGACAACAGAGCAAUAAGUCUGUGGUCCGGCGGAGAGAGGUGCCAGAAUUUAUCCUGCUGGUCACUCAGCGUAUCACCAAGUACCCCGUGCUUCUGGAGAGGAUACUGCAUUACACGCGGGAGGGAAGUCAAGAACACACGGACCUCUCAAGUGCCCUGGCUCAGAUCCGUGACGUCAUCGCCGCAGUGGACCUGACGGUGAAUAAGUACGAGCGGUGUCAGGAGCUGCAGGAAGUGCUGGCCCGGCUGGAGAACAAGAGCUUCGCCAAGCUCAAGAACGGAAAAGAGUUUCGCAAACAGGACCUGCUCAGCAAGCACAGGCAUCUGCAGCACAAAGGGCUGGUCUUCUGGAAGACGGCCACGGGACGUCUAAAAGACACUCUGGCACUGCUGCUCACGGAUGUACUGGUUUUCCUGCAGGAGAAAGACCAGCGCUUCGUAUUUGCUGCAGUAGACCAGAAGCCUCCGGUGAUCCCUCUGCAGAAGCUCAUCGUUCGAGAAGUAGCCAACGAGGAGAGAGGGAUGUUCCUCAUCUCCGCCUCCUCCGUGGGACCAGAGAUGUAUGAGGUUCACACCACCACCAGAGAGGAGAGGAAUGCCUGGAUGAGACACAUACGACAAGCUGUAGAGAGUUGUCCUGAGGAAGAGGAGGAGGAGGAUCGGAGCGCUGAGUCAGAGGAGGUCAGGCGAGCUGCAGAAGUGAGGGUUCAGAAGAUCAUCAAGUUCCAGGAUACGCUGUUGGGUCAGGAUCAGCAGAUCUGCACCAGCCUGGAGGAGAAGCUCCACCUGUACGCCGAGCUCACCGAGUUAACCCUCCACUCACCAGAGCCUGUGCCACAUCGCCACCUGCUGGUGCAGCCGGACACAGACAGUGAGACGCCACAACCGGCCUCCUCGCUCCUCACGGCCGCGCUCAGAGAAGCGGAGAACCUGGCCACCAUGCUUCAGGCUCGCGAUGCCCUCUCCGCGCAAAGUCCGAGCUCUCCCGUGCGAGGACCGGAGUGCUGCAGCUACAACAGUCACGGCAGCAGCAUCCAAGAGUCUCCAUCUGAACCAGAUUAUCUGAGCACGCUCAGUAUGAGCUCCACGUCUCUUGGAUCCGACACGGAGUUGACGGGGCUGGACGGCGUGCCGUGCAGCCCUGCUGUGGAGCUGAGAAGAGGAGACACCAAGGGGACCCUGCUGAAGGUGGCAGAGAGCGUGCAGAGCCUGACUCAGCUUCUGUACAGUCUGCAGGCUGCUGUGACCCUCCAGGACAGCUGCUAUGAGGUCCAGAAACUCCUUCUCCAGGAGGGAGAAAGACCUCAGCUCCGAACCCUCUCUUCUCUCCAAAAUAGUCUGGAGCAGGAGAAGCAGAGGAGUAUCGAGAAGAAGAAGGAGGACGCCGAGAAGAAGGGUUUAGAGAGGAAGAAGGAAGAGGUGGAUGGGCUGCAGAAACUCCACAUGAGGCUGAAACAGGAGCAGCAGCGCUGGGACAAAGAGUGUCUGGUCAGAGAGAAACAGCAGAGUGAACAGGAGAGUGUGCUGGAGCAGCGAGAGCAGCGGUGCCUCCUGGAGGCCGAGCGUCUGCGCUCUGAGCGCGAGGAGCUGGAGGCCCACAUGCUGGAGUAUCAGCAGAAUCUGGACCGGCUGCGGGAGGGCCAGAGGAGUGUGGAGAGGGAGAAGGAGAAGAUCGAAGCCCAGCAGAGGCUCCUCCAGAGCUGGAGACACAGCCGCCAGAGCAGCUUGCCCGUGACAAUACCACUGGACGGAUACAAGGUGUCCAGCCACAGCCGCUCGGGCAGUCUGGACGGUAGCUCUUCGGUGUACCAGAACGAGGCGGCCUUUCUCACCUCUCUCCAGCAAAACCAGCCCCGCCAGCCGGCCAACCACAACAACCUCCACCAGUGUCUGCUCUCCACGUCGAGGAAGAACCGCGACGGUCCCCUGCUCGGCCCCGGCUACGCGGCCAACCUGGGCCUCAGCGCCAGCCUCUACAACAGCCUCAACACCCUGCUGAGUCAGGCGCACGGCAAACAGCCUCCGGACGGCCGGGCGUACCCAAAGUACGGCGGCAGCCACGGCUGCACCCUGCACGACGCUGUCCACCCGUUCAGCAGCAGGGUCGCCGCACAGCCGCAGAGGACCGACGACACAGACUUCAGCCCGCCACUGGACAGGCGACCCCUGGGUCCCUGGAGGUUCGAGGUCACAGGUCACGGACUUUGCGAGGACUACUCCUCCUCCUCCUCGCCGUCUCUGGCCCCGCUGCUUCCUCCGCAGGCUUACCUCUCUCUUGAAGGACAGAACGGGGAGGAGGGCGCUGAGGAGAACAUUGUUUAUCUCUGAGAAACACACAUCACAAGCUUCUUGACAUAUAACUGGACCAACAAUAAUAUAUCUGUUGCUUAUAUAUAUAUUUAUAUAUAUAUAUGUUCGUGAAUGUGUGCAUUUGCCUCCAUCUGAAUGUGGUGGAUACACGUUCAUUUUUAAAAACCUGUAUAAUCACACAAGGGAAUAGUCGGAGGGAGGAAGUAUAUGCAGAAAUACUGUAUGUGCCUUUAUCAGUGUAUGUCAGCCAUUAAUCCUUCUCUUCCUGUGUGAUCAAACCAUUGUGCCUUUUUUUCCGAAGAAGCUCUUUGAGAGUCGGCUCUCACACGUUGUGAUUUUACUCCUGCCACGAUUCAUUUUGGUAUCUGUUGGAAUUGUUUAACGGCAGAAGUACCUUUGUGCUGCGAACACCCGGACCGAGAGUAUAAGGAAACGUGGAAGGAAGUUGUUUUUCCCCGUGAGCACUUAUAAGAAAACUGAGAUAUUUGAGUCCUUCCUCAAACCACACAGAGAGUGCUAUUAUUCCUCCAUGGGAUCUUUAGAAAUAUUUAUGAGGGAUCUUGAGCAUCUAAAAGACAUAUGAAUAUACUGACAUUAUUGUAUAAAUAUCAAAAAUUAUGUAUAGUUUUAUGGAAAGGCUACCUAUGCACACUAUGUUGGAAGAGGAACUUUUUUUUUCUCACGCAAGUGCCAAAAACCUUGCUAUCUGAUUCUGUAAGUGAUUUCUGUAAAGAACGGCUGUAUUUUUUCUUCUUUCCGUUAAUCUGCUUUUUCUGAUAAUUUAUUGUGUGUAAAUUGCUUCGUGCACUGUCAACAUCAUUAAUAUUUUUGUUUGAUAUGUAUUCUAUUGUAAUCUCUGUAAUCAGAUCUAUGAUGUGCCAUGUUCAUAAUACCGUGCUGUACAUAUAAAACCAUUGUGGCAAACGUC
Messenger RNA from Scophthalmus maximus (turbot), 6644 nucleotides. RefSeq names its product rho guanine nucleotide exchange factor 28. The record is from RefSeq and is a predicted model, not a curated record. Bases 191 to 5734 code for a protein of 1847 amino acids. NCBI's taxonomy places the organism in Eukaryota, Metazoa, Chordata, Actinopteri, Pleuronectiformes, Scophthalmidae. The transcript has 40 exons. Gene Ontology annotation, molecular function: guanyl-nucleotide exchange factor activity. Gene Ontology annotation, biological process: regulation of Rho protein signal transduction.